Hevea brasiliensis (rubber tree) is the source of this 1713-nucleotide messenger RNA. Its product is annotated as mRNA-decapping enzyme-like protein. Gene Ontology annotation, biological process: deadenylation-independent decapping of nuclear-transcribed mRNA; positive regulation of catalytic activity; deadenylation-dependent decapping of nuclear-transcribed mRNA. Bases 131 to 1243 code for a protein of 370 amino acids. The record is from RefSeq and is a predicted model, not a curated record. Gene Ontology annotation, molecular function: enzyme activator activity; mRNA binding. The transcript is spliced from 8 exons. Gene Ontology annotation, cellular component: P-body. Lineage: Eukaryota; Viridiplantae; Streptophyta; Magnoliopsida; Malpighiales; Euphorbiaceae.
UCUGCCAAUCCACCAAACCCUUCGUGCGCCCGCCGUCAUCGUUGUCAUCAUCAUCGUUUAUUUGAUAACCUCAAGGGUGCAAAUCUUAUUCUAGGGUUUGUGUUUGGGAGAUUCAGAAUUGGAUAACAAAAUGUCACAAAAUGGCAAAUUGAUGCCCAAUCUGGACCAAAACAGCACGAAGCUCCUUAAUUUAACAGUUCUUCAACGAAUUGACCCUUUCGUCGAGGAAAUUCUCAUCACUGCUGCUCAUGUCACCUUCUAUGAGUUCAAUAUUGAGCUCAGCCAAUGGAGUCGCAAGGACGUGGAAGGGUCUCUCUUUGUCGUCAAGAGGAAUACACAGCCUCGUUUUCAGUUCAUCGUAAUGAAUCGGCGGAACACAGAUAAUUUGGUUGAAAAUCUUUUGGGGGAUUUUGAGUACGAGAUCCAAGUUCCAUAUCUCUUAUAUCGAAAUGCUGCCCGAGAAGUUAAUGGCAUUUGGUUCUACAAUGCACAUGAAUGUGAAGAGGUUGCAAAUCUUUUUAGCAGGAUACUUAAUGCCUACUCCAAGGUUCCUCCGAAAUCGACGGUCUCACCAACUAAAAGCGAGUUUGAGGAACUGGAAGCUGUACCAACUAUGGCAGUUAUGGAUGGUCCUCUGGAGCCAUCAGCAUCAACUGCUUCCAAUGUCACUGAUGUGCCUGAUGAUCCGGCCUUUGUGAACUUCUUUAGCACAGCAAUGAGUAUUGGGAAUGCUUCAAAUGCAACAGCUGUUGGACAGCCUUACCAAUCUUCAACUCCAGUCCCUUUACCUUCCUAUCCAACUAGUGUACCCACUCCCACUGUGCCAACCUUGCAAAUACCAUCUCCUCCUCUGUCAGCAUCUACUCCUUUAAUGCCAAUCCUAGAUGCUCCUGAUGCCAACAGCACCAGCAACCGAGCCACUAAUCUUGUAAAGCCUUCUUCAUUUUUUGUUCCUGCACCAUCAUCAUCUGCACGGGUGAUGCCGCUUGUCUCUUCAUCUAUUCCUACUGCUCCUCCACUUAAUCCUACUGUGAGCCUACAUCGCCCAUAUGGAGCUCCAUUGCUUCAACCAUUUCCACCACCCAAUCCUCCACCAUCUCUCACUCCUGCCUCAGUUCCUACUGCAAAUUAUGGAUCAGUUAUUAGCAAAGAUAAAGUUCGGGAUGCACUUCUGGUGCUUGUUCAGGACAAUCAAUUUAUUGACAUGGUGUAUCGAGCGCUGCUGAAUCCACACCAUUCUUGACAAAUUGGAAUGGGUCAUGACCAUAUCUACUCGCUGGGGUUUUUGUUCACUGUGAAGCUUUUUUUCCCAUCAAGUGUGAAAGAUCAAAUCUGUAUAGCAUUUUGCCCGGUUUGAUGACGGUACUCAUCUUAAAUAUAUAUAUAUAUAUAUAUAUAUAUAUAUAUAUAUAUAUAUAUAUAUAUAUAUAUAUAUAUAUAUAUAUAUAUUUGAUUUGUCUCUUAUUUUUUCUGAAGCUGAUCAAUAUAUUCCAAUCUUUGGUUGUCAUUCCAUACUCGUUGUUAGUAAGGCGCUGAUGUCUCGUGGGCUUGGCUAUUGAUUUCUUUGUUGUGAUCCUUAGGCUGUAUCCAUUUGAUUUAGUUACUUGCGCUAUAUUGUAUCGUGCAUUUCCAAAUAAUGUUAAAGAAUGUGAAUGGUAAUAAAUGAUUAAAAAUAUAUUCUUUUGCUAAAUAGCAAAAGAUAAUCAUUCCAAA